GUCUAAAAAUCCUCAAAUUAUCAUUUUUAGCGACGCCUUUCCCAACUUCCAAAUCCCGAACUGAUCCCAAGCGAUAAGCUCCCAGUAAGAACUGUACAUGGAGGACGGAAUUCCCAACAAUACUUUCGCUACGCAACCCGGCGGUGGCGACCGCAUCAAGCUCAACGUCGGGGGCAAGCUUUUCGAGACUACUGUCUCCACCCUCCGGUCUGGCGGCCCGGAUUCCCUAUUAUCUGCUCUUUCAAACCGACCGAAUCAGGACUCGGUGUUCAUAGACCGGGACCCGGAGAUCUUCUCUGUCCUCCUCUCUCUUCUCCGGUCCAACCGCCUUCCUUCCACCGCCAAACGCUUCUCUAAUCAGGAGCUUAUUGAUGAGGCUUUAUAUUAUGGUAUUGAGUCGCAGCUCCGAAUGGCACUUGCGCCGUGUCGACUCAAUGGGAUAGAUGCUUCGCUCUUAACCACUCUCAAGCCAUCUUCAGAUGGAAUUGUUUCUGCCUUUAAUGCUAUUGACUCCGACGGGUCCCUAUGGGUCGCCCAUGGCGGCCAGAUCUCCGUCUAUGACUGGAAUCUCAGCCACACAGCCACCGUUCGAACGCACCUAGACUUCAUCACUUCUAUUCGGAGAGUGCAACCCGAGAUUGCUGCGAUUGGGUCAUUAUAUGAGUCGGGCUUACAUUUUUACAAUAUGACCAAUGGGUGCCGAGUAGACUCUGCGGAUUGGGUAGACCCUUCCGAUGUUCGUAUCUAUAAAGCCCGAGUACACGCGAUAGCUGACUCGGAGGACUCCGUCUUCGCAUCCUAUGAUUGUAAGCAUGGUGAGAAUUGUGUUCUGAUGAUAGAUAAGUCGACUUUGAAAAUUUCGUCUGAGAUUGGGAGAAUGCCGGGAACCUCCUCGAAAAACGCUGUCCCAGGAAAGCUGACGUAUGUGCCGGAUAUGGGGAUUUUGGUUGGGAGCUCUGUCACGUCUGGUGCAUUUGGAUACUCCGGUUACAUACGAUUGUGGGAUCCAAGGUCCGGGGAGGUGGUUUGGGAAACAAAUGAGCCGGGCUCUGGCCGAAGCAGCAGGUUUGGGGACUCAUUUGCUGACGUGGAUGUCGACUUGGAUAACCUGGCAUUAUUCAAACUCUGCUCAAAAUCGGGUGAUUUGGCAGUUGCGGAGCUGCGCAAAUUGAGCGAUGAUCCAUGGGUUUAUUUGAAAGAGAAGAAUCCGAGUAUGAGGAAUGUAGGAAUAAGUAGUGGCAUUGCUGGGGGAAAUUUGCUAAUACACUGUUACAGGAAGCAAGUGUUUGUGGGGAGAGAAGGGGAGAUGGAGGUGUGGUCAAGAGUGGAGGAUAAUGCGGAUGGAGAGGGCAUUUUAAGUGAAGGGUUGUGCCGAAGGAAUUAUGUAGAUAAGGUAGAGGAUGCUGAAAGAGGGAUCAUAAAGAAAAUUGAGGGAGGCGGGGAUCGUCUUUUUGUGACUCGAGAAGAUGUUGAGGGAAUUGAGGUGUGGCAGAGUUCGAAUUACUCUGGCGCAGUUUCAGUUUUAUGAUUUAAUCAAUAUAUAGAAGAACGGACUGGUGGUAUGUUAACGUCAAUGGCGUUGUUCAUUUUGUAUUGUGAUAUGGUGGUGGACAGGAUCGUUUAUGCUGAUUAUUCUGGGACGUAGUUUAUCAUUGGAGAAAGAAGUCCAAUGUGGAAUAUAGUUGUUUUUGGAGAUUUUAUUCCCAGUAUACAGAACUAGUGAGAGGCAGGAUAAUGAUCGUGGAUUCCUUUAUUGCUGUUGCGGGUGAGUGAUCCAACUUGGAAAUAGUUUUGCCAGAUCAAUAACUAAAGGUUUCUGUUUUUCUUUCAUGCAGUUCCUGAUUGCUUGAUAUGUUCACAAAAAAUGUCUACUAAAUAUAAUUGCCGAUUCAAAAUAUGAAUGCUAUCUAGUCUUUUAAAAUAACAAUCACUCGACACUUGCAGAGGAGAAUAGAGCAAAAUCUUUUGUAUUUUGAGGUGCAGGAAAAAUCUGAUAAAAAUGAGAAUGGCUGUUGUUCCUGUUUGUACGCUUGUGUUCUCUCAAUGCUAUCUAUUAUUCAUAA
Olea europaea var. sylvestris is the source of this 2063-nucleotide messenger RNA. RefSeq names its product BTB/POZ domain-containing protein At3g09030. Bases 98 to 1528 code for a protein of 476 amino acids. The transcript has 2 exons. The record is from RefSeq and is a predicted model, not a curated record. Gene Ontology annotation, molecular function: protein binding. Lineage: Eukaryota; Viridiplantae; Streptophyta; Magnoliopsida; Lamiales; Oleaceae. Gene Ontology annotation, biological process: protein homooligomerization.